CCCGCUAUUCCCUUGCAGCAGCAACAGCUUCAGUUUGCUUCUUAUUUCAAAAUCCGGUGGCCUGUCUGGCAUAAUGGUUUACCAUUUCACAUCGAAUGUGGUUCAACCCGCAGCCUUUAUCUAUGUCGGAAAGGAUAAAUUUGAAAAUGAGGACCUCAUUAAAUUUGGGUUAGAGAGUGAUGUCUGGUUCCAUGUGGAUAACCUGUCUAGUGCCCAUGUGUACCUUCGCCUUCGUGACGGAGAAACAUGGGAUCAAAUUCCUCAGGCGCUUCUCGAAGAUUGUGCCCAGCUCACGAAGGCGAAUUCAAUCGAAGGGAAUAAGAAGGACAAUAUCACAGUGAUCUAUACACCGUGGUCAAAUUUGAUGAAGGAUGGAUCCAUGGCAGCUGGCCAAGUCUCUUUCCACAACCAUAAACUGGUGCGCAAGGUGUUUGUCCGACAGCGAGAAAACCCUAUCGUCAAUCGCCUGAACAAGACACGCAUUGAAAAGUUUCCUGAUCUCAAAGCCGAAAAAGACGAGUUCUUGAAAAAGAAGAACAAGGAGGAACGCAAACUGAGAGAGGAGCAACGCAUAAAGGAGAAACUGGAAAGGAGGGAACGCGACCAGUUGAAAUGGCAAAAGGAACAUGCUUACGAUGACCUCAUGAGCGAGGAGAACAUUCAAGGCAGCAGCAACUAUGAGCGGGACGCGGACUUUUAUGACGACUUCAUGUGAAGCAGAAGGUAUACAGUGGAUUGCCAUAUUGUCUCUCUGAUGGCCGUCGUCGGCUUGCCGCAUGCUAUACUAUCGACGAAACAACAUAACUUGGUACUCAUCACAGAGCAUCCAUUCGAAGUGCAUCAACGGAAGGUGGAUACUGGGCCUUGUUCCGUGGUCGCGAAAUUCCACAUCAAAUGGCUAGGAAGCGCAUAGCUCAGAACACGCAUAUCGACUCGUGUCUCAACUCGACCUGAUCCAGUGCCGGGGAGCUGGUGUUGAGAGUGGCUGGGAGCCGGCCACUGGCAUACUGCCUGUCGCUAUCCCACAAUAGUGUGGUAGAUUGAACUUCACUAUAAGGGACAUCAUAGCAUGUUUAUAAGCUGUACAUUGCAUGCGAACUUAGUAGAAUAAACUAGGCAGAAUAUGGAAUCGAGUCUGAAU
Aspergillus uvarum CBS 121591 is the source of this 1141-nucleotide messenger RNA. RefSeq names its product putative DUF814 domain protein. The coding region runs from base 74 to 715 and encodes 213 amino acids. Lineage: Eukaryota; Fungi; Ascomycota; Eurotiomycetes; Eurotiales; Aspergillaceae. The transcript is spliced from 4 exons. The record is from RefSeq and is a predicted model, not a curated record.